GUCCUCGUGAACACACACACAACCGAGGGAGGAGAGAGAGAGAGAGAGAGAGAGAGGGAGAGAGAUCGGCAGGGUUUCGAUCGAAGAAGAGGAGGAGGGGAGAAUGGGAUCGGGAUCUUUUCUUAAGGUGGUCGCCAAAAACUUCGACGUUCUCGCGGGUAAAAAUGCACUGGUGUUGGACCUUGACAGAUAUGCAUCCGUUAAAGCAAUAGAAACCAAAUCUUCUGCUGAUGACCAACAGUGGCUGACUUAUUGGGUGUUGUACUCAUUCAUGACUCUGUUUGAGCUUACUUUUGCAAAAGUUUUAGAAUGGCUUCCCAUUUGGUCGUAUGCAAAACUGAUGUUUAGCUGUUGGUUGGUCUUGCCAUAUUUCAAUGGUGCUGCAUAUGUUUAUCAACAUUUUGUGAGGCCAUUAUUUGUGAACCACCAGACAGUAAACAUCUGGUAUAUCCCACGAAAGGAGGACUUAUUCAGUAAACCAGAUGAUAUAUUGUCAGCUGCAAAGAGAUAUAUCGAAGAGAAUGGACCAAAAGCAUUUGAGAAGCUAAUAAGCAAGGCACCAAAUCUCUCCUUGCAGUCCGAAAGAACACCUAAAGCUCGUCGUACAAUUUUGGAGGAGGUGCAAGCUCAAAGAGAAUCUCAUUCCGAAAGAGACUCUAAAUCUUGGAGUGAAAAUUGUACAAUCUUUGAUGGAGAUUAUAGAUACUGAAAAUUGUGUCUGACCCCAGUAGGUGGAGUGUUUGCAGUUAUCUCACAUGUUCCUGUGAUGAGAAAAGGCUUGUGGAUUAAGCUAAGGUGGGGCAUCAGUUGCCAGGUUCUAGUGGAGUGACCGAUAGUCUUGUUGCAUUUUCUGCUUGAUUAGUCUGUAUCGGUGGUUGUGUUUAGUUUCUGCUUGUUGUAGAUACCUUUCGCGGUGUGGGUUUGCUAGUAAACUAGGAUACACUCUAUUUCACUGACUCAAAUUUGUUGUACUUGCUCACAUUUUUCUCCAAGUGGAUUCUUCCUGGUAUUUGUCUUUGUGAAGCCAGAUUUCUAUGUAGAGACCGAAGGUUAUAUUUCUCUA
This is a messenger RNA of Musa acuminata AAA Group (dessert banana), 1063 nucleotides long. Its product is annotated as HVA22-like protein a. Lineage: Eukaryota; Viridiplantae; Streptophyta; Magnoliopsida; Zingiberales; Musaceae. The transcript has 5 exons. The coding region runs from base 104 to 709 and encodes 201 amino acids. The record is from RefSeq and is a predicted model, not a curated record.